AUGUCCCAAAUCAAACCCCUACAGCAAGCGCAUUCCAUGUUGAACGAUGACAGGUUGGGCUCGGGUAUGGACAGUCCAUUCGGGCUGAUCGUGCCACAAGGUGGUCUCACUGGUGGUCCGUUGACCUACCUGACCCAUGAUCUCCAACUAGGUCAACCCGGUCCGAUAGUCCGAGAGGGUGGUCCAACUUCUCGACUUCUCCACGUGGAGAUCCCGGUCGAUGGGGAUUUCAAGGCAGACGAUUUGUGCGUGAGUGUGGAUGCGAAUCCUCUGGUGAUGACGGGUCGUCGCGAGGCCAAUGAGGAUACUGACAGUGUUCGUAAUAGUGCAUCAGUUCAUUCGUUCCUAUAUGGUGCCGGGGACGGGAGAUCGAUUAUAGAUGGAAUGUGUUGGCAACACGCCAUCAAGUCUAUCGCGAUAAUCAUUCCCAGUCGUCUGGUUGGCCAGGAUCUCGUGGUUGUUUUGACUGGCGCAGGUAAGAAAGAUGAAUCCCAACUGGUGCAACUAGAAGGAUCUUCACGUUACCUUGGCUUGACGUCGGUCAUGUUUCAGGCUGUUUGCCCUUCCACUGAGUGUAACUGA
Echinostoma caproni is the source of this 582-nucleotide messenger RNA. Lineage: Eukaryota; Metazoa; Platyhelminthes; Trematoda; Plagiorchiida; Echinostomatidae. The record is from the annotation of a GenBank genome assembly.